GUAAUGGACGUCCCUGUAAAGGAGCGUGUGUCAGUCACAACGGAGAUGUUUUCAUCAUAUUUUUUUAUGUCGACAAGUGAGGCUUCGUGUCCUGCGCUUUGAUUCUACGUUUCCUGUUCGGGUGGUCUCAAUGAUUGUGGAACACACAGGACGUUUAAUUGUUCGCGUGGAACUCGGUGACGUAUUGAGUGAACGUUGUCUUUAGUUCAGUAGUUGGCUGGGUCGUUCUCAAAGGACUAGUAUGUGACCAACAUAAUUUGAAUCCUUGGACGUUUUAUUGUGGCGUUUCCGUGUGUAAGAGUAUUGCUAUGCAAUCCUAGCAAUGGAUAAAGUGGCUCAGGCAAACCACCGUAAACUAGCAGAGGUCUCUUUACGUAACUCUGCAUUGUUCUGAUAUGAAUGACUUACCCAUCACUAUUUGGAAAGCUGCCUUGAAUGUAUGGUUGAUAUUGCUAGACUGUUUAUGUCUGUGGAUGGCAAAUGAAAUGUGUUCCGGUGGCAGCCAUCAUGCUUCUCCGAACUCCCUAUAGCAACGUGAAUCAACACUGACGUCAUAUCCGGUGUCCCAGUAGGAGGCGGAAGUACUUUGAAAGGAACACUUCGAAGCAAUUAUUGUCAUUCACGUUUACUGUCGUUUGUAAGGUGAGGAUUUAAACUGAUCAUUUGUGACGGAUGUCUUUUUUCAAAAUGCCGCCGCCACCACCACCACCUAAAAGGACCAAUGUGACGAGGACGAUAGAGCUAAAAAAAGAACUUAUUGCCAAGUUUGAAAGCGGCGCACGAGUCUCUGAUCUGGCUGCUCAGUACAAUAUGGCAAAGUCUACAAUAUCGACCAUACUAAAAAGAAAAGAAGCCAUCAAAGCCGCUGAUGUGGCAAAAGGAGUAAAAAUACUUACUAGUAAACGGCAUGUAAAAAUGGAAGAAGUGGAAAAGAUCUUGCUUGAAUGGGUGACUGAAAGACAGUCGAGGGGCGAAAAGGUGUCCGAGCCGAUUAUUUGUGAAAAGGCAAGGCAGCUGUAUAGUGACCUGAUCAGAGACAGCCCAGGGGACAGUGCUGAUGACUUCAAGGCUAGUCGAGGCUGGUUUGAAAAGUUUAAGAAGAGAAGUGGAAUCCGCUAUGUGGUUAGAAAGAGGGAGAAUGUCUGUGCCGAUAAACAAGGAGCAAAGAAGUUUUCGGAGGAAUUUCAAAGGCUUGCUGAGAGCGAAGGCUUUCUUCCCCAGCAAGUGUUUAAUUGUGAUGAGACGGGCCUCUUUUGGAAGAAGAUGCCCAAGAGGACAUACAUCACAAGGGAAGAGAAGAGCCUACCAGGACACAAGCCGAUGAAAGAUAGGCUAACUCUCCUGCUCUGUGCUAAUGCUAGCGGGGACUGCAAAGUAAAACCACUGCUUGUAUACCAUUCGGAGACCCCCAGAGCGUUUAAAAAGAACAACGUGCAAAAAGAUAAGCUGAAUGUCAUGUGGAGGUCCAAUCCCAAAGCCCUGGUGACCAGGCAGUUCUUCACUGAGUGGUUCCAGGAAGUGUUUACUCCCAGCGUGGAGGAAUACCUGACGGAGAACAACCUCCCACUCAAGGUCCUUCUGGUCUUAGAUGCGGCUCUGGCACAGCCUACGGGAUUGGGAGAAGAUUGGAGCAGCGAGCACGACUUCAUCACGGUGAAGUUUUUACCCCCCAACACCAGCACUCUCCUCCAGCCCAUGGACCAGCAGGUGAUCUCCAACUUCAAGAAGCUCUACACAAAGGCACUUUUCCAAAGGUGCUUUGAGGUGACCAUGGAGACAAACCUCACCUUGCGGGAAUUCUGGAAGGACCACUUAAAUAUCCUCCACUGCCUGAGCAUCAUAGAGACAGCCUGGGAACAAGUCAGCAAGAGGACGGUGCAAUGUGCCUGGAGGAAACUGUGGCCUACCUCCGUGGUCCCCAGGUUCUUAGAAAACUUUGAGCCCGAUCCCGUUCUGGAAACGGACGUGGUGGAUGAGAUCGUGUCCCUGGGAAAGUUCAUGGGCUUGGAGGUGGACAGUGACGACGUGGAGGAGCUGGUGGAAGAGCACACGCUCGUGCUGAGCACUGCUGACGUGCAGGAUGUUGACAGGGAGCAGCAGCAGCAAGAAGCUCCUGAGGAAGCGUCUUCUGAGGAGGAGGACGCAAGCUGGAAUGACAACAUUCCGACUGCAGAAAUCAAGGAACUGUUGGGAUACUGGGCCAAGACACAGAGCCUUGUUGCAAAGUGGCACCCCAGUAUUGGCGUUGUGAAGAGGAACAUCAAACUGUUUGAUGGAAAUGUGGUGGAACACUUUAGAAAGAUUCUAAAGAGUCGUAAAAGACAAGCUGCAUUGGACAAUAUCUUGUCAAAAGAAGAAGCGAGUUGCGGCAGCAGCAGUGCUUCUGAGCUCCAAGCCUCAAUUAGUGGAGUUAAAAGAAGAAGAAAGGACUGUGCAAUGGAAAGUGACCUGGACGAAGUCUUCAUGGAAGGAGACCCGCCGUCCAUGCAGUGACGCCCCUCCUCUCCUCUUCCCCUUACGCCACCAUCAGUCUGCUUCACUUCUUUUUGCACUUACAUGACCAUUGAGAAUGUUUAAAUAUUACCUCUAAAGUAUUUACAAUGAAUUUAAUUUGAACUCAAUACUUAAUUCUGUAGUCAAGCAGCCUUUUGGACUGUUUGAGUUGUGAGGGUCCACUGUGUCCCUUCAAAGUGUCUCCACCGGCUCAGCAGAUCAACCAACCAGAAGCUGUGAUGUAAUCAGGUGCGGCAAAGUCCAUGCUCCGCCCACUACAAGGUUCCAAGACAUGUGACCAGUAGAAAGUCAUCACAGUCUCAGGACCGAGGCACUGAAAAUAUGGACUCGUGCCAGAGAGAGGCCACACGAGCAAGUCUGGAGCUCCGGAGCAAGACAGGCCAGUCAACAUCAGAUGUGGAUACAAGGCAGCAACAGGGACCAGGCCUGGAUAGAGGUCAAGAUCCCUGGAGGGCAGGCUGGGAUGGAGAAAUAAAGAUGUAGUCUGGAGCAGAGACUGAGGAAAUCCUGACUUUCACAUUAAAGAAGAUCCAGAGUGGAAGAGGAGACGGGACCUACCAACUUCAUGUGUCUUCCACACACCAUCCAUUAAGGGGUGUCACAAGACACUCAGUUCAUGAGAUGAGAUGAGACGGUACACGAGAUUGGGUCUACGAGAUGAGAUUUUAAGAGAAGUAUAAUGAAAAAAUAUAUGACGAUAUAUUGCAAAAUUGAAUUUCUACUACGUUACCUUGCAUGGCUCCUCACAAGGCUACACUCUUCUGCACACUCUGCCUGCCAAAAGGGCUCACUCCAUUCAGGCCGUUUUUCUAAGGAACAAAAACGCUACGGUACUGAAAUCAGUGCACAGAAUCAACCCUCGUCCUGCCCGUUUGGAGGCGAGAGACGAAGAAAACAGACACGCAUGCACAAUAUAUUGAGGCUGGCAAAAUGAUCCAGUUCAUUUUCAUUUAUUGUGCGAAUCAUGAAUUAAUUUAUCAUCGCCCGGCCUAGUAGAAUCUCACGAGAUCUUGUGACACCCCUACCAUCCGUCCAUCUUCUUCGACUUAUCCGAGGAUGGGUCGCAGGGGCAACAGCCUCAGCAGGGAAGCCCAGACUAGCCUCCACCCGGUGGAUCCCAAGGCACUCACAUCCUCCACACUCGACUGGUUGCACCAGACAAAAAGAUCCUGAAGAACAAUGCAGAGCAGCAGAUCAUGGACACAUACCGCUAACUUGCCUUGGGGAAAGGCCAAGGAAGAGGCCAGCCUGGCCGACAUGAGGUGUGGCAGCAAACUGGAGGACGGUGGGCUGGCUGGCUUCUCCCUCCGCCCUCAACACUGACGGCAGCUUGUUUAAAGUAAGCAGCUCGCAUAUUCUUCCAUUAUGGCGUACAGCAUGCACAGAGAACACACAUUAACAUAGACUCUGCCUACGUCGGAGGUGACAUGCCACCUGUGCACAUUCCCCGAAAGAGAAAGACGCAACCCACAGGUUGGGAGGCGGAAUGUGGGUUCUAUUCUCUGUAAGUUUUCCAAUGACAUGUCAGUCAUUCCGAUCAGACGUUGCAUUCAUACACACAUUUAUGAAGCGCAACAUGAAAAAUAUCACUAUUGAACAUGCACAAUUUGUGCCAAACUGUGUUAUUUAGUAGCAAACGUUACUCAAAAGUGUCCAGGGGCCUCCUCUAUUAAGCUUGAGUACACAACCUGGCGUGAGAAUGUGCGCACUCGUACACCACCUUUUGGAGCUGGCGUAUGCACUUGCUGGAGACAUGGCAAAAAGGCGAUGCACAUUUGAAGUGGUGCUGUGAAAUCAUACGCUAGAAAUAAACAUGCAGGGGAAGCCAGUAAAGAUUUAUCCAUCAUUGCGUGAAAACAUCACGCUGUGAUUGACUUAAAACCAUUUGUGGAACGUGCUGUUGUUCGACAUGACACUGAUGGAUAUCAUUUGUCAUUUUAUCAUAAACAUGCACCAUUACGCACCAGCGUGUCGUAUCCCAACUAAAAGAUAUAUGAAAAACACAACACAGCACUUGAAUACUUCAUUUUAUUUUAUCCUCAUGAUAAUAUUACAUGUUCGAUUCAUAUGAAUUAUAACAAACAUCAGGUUGUCUAUUAAAUAAUGCUAUAGGGUUUACGAGACACAGAGAUAUGUCCUCAGUGCUCCGUUUCUCCCGUAUCUUUGGACAAUUUCUCAAAAAAUAAGACAGCUUUUCAUUGCAUAUGUCAAGUAUGUCAUCAAUAGCAAGAUGUAUUUACCAAUCACGGCCUUUAUUUGUGUGGAUAGUGUCAGGGCAGUGUGCGUCAACUUACUCUUUCCUUUUCCACAAAUGAUGGGCUUUUCUUUUGUCGUGCUUUGAAAUAACACACAUUAGUUCCACAUAAAAUAAUGAUAAUAUACCUAAUAGGUUGAUGGUGUUCAUGUCCUCAAUAAGUGAAAUAUUUUUAAACUAUCAGUCUGGAAUUACAGCAAUUCAUUUUCAACAUAACUUCAUCCCUGUUUUCAAUCUUGGCAUCCACCUUUUAAAUUAAACAGAUGGUGCUAAGGUGAUAUUCAUCUAAAAUGUGGUAUCAAUUAGAAAAAAUGUAGAAACAUGCUCACUAAAAAUGGAAAUGUGUUAAGUUUUGCCUCGUUCCAUCUUUCUCACACACACACACACACACACACACACACACACACACACACGACAAGCUUUUAUUUUAUUUCUUAUGCCACUGCUGUGUCUUCCAAAUAUACUUGUACCAGUAUUUCUGCCUCCAUUUUUGUGAAAGCCCGCAUCUUCGUCUUCCCACCAGCCGUGAUUCCAAUGCAGUCAAGGUUCUUGAAAUAAGGACGUCACAUUCAUGAGUCACUUUGCAUUGACCUCCUAUGGUGAAGGGGAGGCGUGGGAAGGGCGUAACUUGCGUACGCACACUUCUCCUCAAGAUGGAAACUAAAAACGCCAAAUUGUGUGAAUGUGUGCGUACGCCAUUUGUUUUAGGUCUGAAUAUUUUUGUCCGUACACAUAUUUUGGCUUUCCAGCGUACACUGACUUUGUCAGAUUUCCACGCACAUUUUUAUCCCUGAGGCCCCUGAUAUGUCAUAAAUGUUAUUUUAUUAGCUUGACUAAAUCAAAAGUUGAUUUACAGCAGUACAUUCCAUUUUUGCAAGGUUGUCUGAAAAUGCCACUCGCCUGUACAGCUUCUACAAAAACGUUAUUAGUAACAGGCUUUUCAUGGACGUUUUUGGUCAUUUGUUGAGACUUUAGACUGCCACUGCAUAUUUCUAAAAGCCGAUGUUGAGUCAUUUGCCAUACAUCAUUACAAGACACACUUGGGGGUACGGUGAAAGUGACUCAACAAACCCAGGCUUUGUGCUCAAGGUGCAGCUCAACAAAAGCUGAAUUCCUGGUACCGCAACGGUGUUUAUCAACUUGUUGUCGAGUCCGGUUCUCGGCUUUGUGCGUAGUGCGGGUUUACAUAAGAGGGGACGUUUGACAUAUUUUUGUUGUUCCGCUCAAACAUGUAGCCAUCCCGGCUUGUAAAGUAAUUAUUAUGGAGCAUUAUGAGGAGCUCAAAACUAUUAAACAACACUGUCGCCACCAAUAGAGCGAGGGAAUUCCGCUUCCAGAAUAAUGCUGAGCGUGUAAAUGCUAAAGUUAAUUAACACUGAUUAUUAUACUAAGUAUACCCUUACUAGUCUUUUCAUUUCAGAACACUGGGCAUUGCGAAGCUUUGACAUAUUAACACUUACCCAUUGGAAAUAAAUAAAUAAAUUGGAGCAACAACUGUCUUUUUUUUCAUCUUUGGAAUUACCUGUAGAUCUAUCCUAUUUCACUGCUAUAGAAUGUUGUACCUUGUGUUGACCACUAGGUGGCACUGUUGGCAUGUUUUGUGGCAACAUUCUUUGUGACAAGCUUUUCCUUAUUGUUAUAAUAAAGAAGUGUUUUGUUGCAGUUGAGUGAUGCCUCAGGAGUGCUUUUCCCUCCAGCAAUUAUUGUAAAAUAAGACUAACGGGCUGAGUACUCACGCAAGGACUGCUGUGGCACAUACGUCUGCAAACAUUGGCCUGAUUAUUCAUAUUUCAUAUUGCAUUUUAUUCCUGAUGCUCUGCUCAAAAAGUGAGCAAAUGUAGCACAUCCUCUCGGCUGAAAGUAUUUUUCUCUUAUCGAGAAUUUCAUCAGGGAAUGCUAGCAAAUCGGUGUGAUUUCCAAAGUAGCCACUGUGUCGUAGUGCUGCCCAAAUUAUUCUUGCUCCUACAUCCACCGUGUUCUCAAUACGUGGUGACACCAUCUCCGAAAGAGUUAAAUAGUGAAACAGCGGCGCUUUCACAGAUGAUUUUAAGAUGAAAGCCUGGGCAUAACCUAGUCCGGUCCAGGUUAUUAGUUUAAACUAAGCAAAGUUCAGCUAAAUUUGCUGAACAGGCAAGCCUGGAUUUACACUCGACACACCUCAAUAACCCAGUAAACUGGCUUCGGAGUAUUUUCCCCCCCCCCCUUGGUGUUUAAUUUUGCAAAAACGUGCUGUGGGUAAUAACGUAGCUGCUAGCCAAGUGGAAUACGUCAAACGUGUGGAAUAAAUCCUUAGAAUCACGAGUUAUGUUUCUCUCUGAUUUGAUGCAAGGACACUGUGUCUGGUGCUCUCAAUAAAGCCCUUUCUUAAACCGACUCAAGUUCACGGCCUCAACAAAAAUAUACCACCACCACCACCGGCUCACAUAACAUGACCAGUGGUGGUUUAAAAGAAGAAAGUGCACAAAAAAGGUCUAUUUUCCACAGUUUGGAAUGAAACUGCAUAAAUAUGAUCAUUUGGUCCGAACAAUACGACUGGUCACUAUUCACGUACCACUACGUGCAUUAAAGCAGUCUCACAUGCGAUUAGGCCUGUCACGAUAAUCAAUAAAUCAAUUAACCGCACGAUAAAUAAAACACUCAAUCUUGCCGGCCUCGAUAUAUCGACAUGCGUGUUUGUUUUCCUCCUCUCUCUCCAGAUGACGAGAGUUCAGUCUGUGCAUCUGUCUGAACGGACGGAGUGAGUGAACCCUCCUGUCAUUCAGUCUCUUUGUCCCAGUGAGGAGACCUGGGUCAAAAUCAGAAAUAUUUUGAUUUAUUAUUUUUAUUUAAGUGCAAUUUUCAUUGGUUUUUUUUGUUUAUUUUAUUGAAAAGCUCUUGGCAUUCCAAUUACAAUUUUAAAUACAGGGUACUGAUUCCAUAUAUUAUUACAUUAAUGAUAAAAAUGGUCUCAAAAUAAUGUUGACAAUGUCAUUUAUCGGCAGUACUUGCUAGGACAAUUAUAGUCCAGAAAAAUGUGUUAUCCUGACAGGCCUAGAUGCGAUCAACAAUUUUCAGUCAUGUUGUUGGUGAGUGGAUAAACUUUGUCAAAUUGCUAUCAUCAGCUGACACCAAACAUAACUAAUGCGUGCAUGGUAAGUGUGGCGUAGUUUGGAAUAAAGUGGGAUAGAAUUCUUGCGGCACGUUCGAAAGUUUGUGCCCCCUUAGGGAGCCGCCUAGCCGUGACAUUCAGCAGCUUUAAACAAAAGAUAAGCUCACAUGGAGCAGUACCACAAACAAAAAUGUAAAGCAGCAAAAUAAAGAGAGGCUAGGAAGCACAAAAAGAAUAAAUAUAGGAAACGUGCUUACAGAGAUUUUAUUUUAGUAACUAAUCCUUUAUUGUCACAAUGUAGUUAUAAAAUACUUUGUUCAAUAUUUUGAAGGAGUGUCAAUGUUCAUUAUUGUCCUGAGUGCAGUCACAUGGCUUGGACCACGCAUCAUCAUCAUAGCAGCUUUGUGCGGACGUAGAGCCAUCAAGAACGUGAUCAUGUUGACAUUACAUACCUGUACACAACCAAAAGCAUUAAAAAGGUUCUCGACUGAGUAAGAUGAGACGGCUUCAUUCUGUCCUCAUGAUCAUCUAAAAAGAGAGCUUGUGAUGAUGACGCAUCCCUCAAGUUUACGUUAUUUCACUUAACAAAAAAAGAUAAAGUUGAAAUGUUCAUUGUAAGAGUCAAAGAGUGUCAAAGGAACACCAGAGUGAUUGGUCAGAGUUGGUCUUUUCUGUUGUCUUGUUCCAUCAUUGCGCACGGGCACUCAUUGUCUUGCCUGAAAGUGCUUCCAAAGUUUAAAACGUUUCACAUCUUCUACUGAGGAGCCUCGUCACCGACACGCUUGCUUCUGACCAGCGAGCAGCCUUUAGGUAGUCCAUAAGGUGCGUGCUCCUGGAGCUCCACGCCAGCAGGAGUCGACUGCUCAGCGAGAGCUGUUUUCAUCACAGUCAGGGGAUUUGUCUUUCCCCUUAAGGAGGGGGGAAAGCUCAGUAACAAAACUAGAAUCUCUCAAAUGGGAAUACACAAAUAUAUUAUGUACAUUUAGUGGUAGAAAAAGUGCAUUGCGGAGACGUGUUGGACUGCUUACUGCAGAUCCAAACAGAAGACCACCAUGUGACCGAGGGUCCACACGCAUGGUGUCCAGAAGAAAACCAAAAAAGAAGUGGUCACACCUGAUCCUGAACCUUCAGCAGCGACUUUAAGUGGACCGUCAUCAGCUCUCGACUUUGGUUCCUCCGCUGCAGCCCGUCCUCCCCGACCCAGUGGCUGGGCGGCUUGGGUAAGACGCUCGGCGAGGGCGGCUCGCUGAACUUGGCCCCGGCAUAGACCUUCUCACCGUCUUUGAGGUGUUCGGCCAUGGCGUCGGCAGGCGGUGCCUUCUUCACGUUGUUCUGCUGUGGAUGAGCCUGAGGCUUGUUCGGGCCGCUUCUCCCGUUCCUCUUUGGCGGUGGUUGGCCCGGGUUGUGUCGGCGGACGCUACCGUGAUAACCGGCGUUGAUCUGCUCGUGUUUUAGCAGGGCGCGGACCGCCGGACCCACUGGCUGCACGGGUCCUCGCUCCAGGCGGCCACAUUUGGAUUUCGGCAGCUACAAAGGCCAGAAAUUGAAAAACAAUACAGUCAACUAUGUUGCCAUGGUGACCGUCUCCUGCACACAAGCGGGGCUGCCGCCUUUCACGGUGGUGGUAAUGCACACACCCCAGGUGGGUGGACCUCUGCUCCCGUGGCAAAUACCUCGCCUUUCGUGACCACUUGUAUUUGAUAACCUUCCCGUCUUUCACUUUUAAUGUACACGUAAGACUUUUAACCGCGUUGGAAUUUAAAGCGGCGUCACAAUGCAUACUGGCACCAAAUUCAAUUGUGGCGGUCCAAAUUUAUUACUGGCGGGCCGCUGUAAAUGAAUGUAUGAGUAGGCCUGUCAAGUUGAUCAAUAUAGCAACAAACCGCAAGAUAAAUAAAAACAAACUGGAUCAUUUUGCCGGCCCCGAUAUAUUGACAUGUGCAGGUGUGUUUGUUUUCCUCCUCUCCUCUACCAAACAGGCUGGGUGACAAGAGAGUUCACUCUGUGCAUCUGUCUCAACACCUGGACGCACUGGUUCUAUAACAGAGUGUCUUUGUCCCAAUGAGGGGAGGCGCGCUACGCUCUAGUGAGUGCACUACUCGCUAGCUGUGUGUAUACUUUCUUCGUGCCUCUUGUGUAUAAACACCAUCUGAUGUCGAUUUCAGCCCGUUUACGUGUCGCCAUUUUGUGACAUUAAAAAGUCAGAAAUAAUACAACACGCUGCAACUUACAUUUCAGUGAUUCCCGAACUAUAACACCUCAUUAUGCACCGACCGGUGCAUCCAAAACAUGUACUUUGACCAAACUCAGGCAAAACGUGACACCCCAUUAAACGUAAACCGCGUAUUCCACACACAGUGUUGCUAACAGUGAAUCAAGGAAGUGUAUAUGCAAAUGAGCUGACAUCUGCAUUGACACACAAUGUACUUCACAGUAUGUCUGCGAUAUUUGGUCAAUAUUCAGACAAUAACGAAAGUGACACUGAUUCAAAAUCAGAAAUAUUGUGAUCGGGAUUUUUAUUUAAGUUCAAUUUUAUUUAAGUGCAACUUUUGCUAAAAGUGAGCCCAUUUUAUUUUCACUGGAGUUUUUUUGGUCUUUUUUGUUUGUUUUUUCCCAUCACAGUGUUAGUCUUGAGAAAUUCAAGUUUAUUGCUUUUGAUACAGCGUACAUUAUACCAUAUGUUAUCAUUACAUUAAUUUAAAAAAUUAACAAUAGUAUCGCUUACCAGCAAUGAUUUGUAGGCCAAUUAUCGUCCAGUAAAAUUUGGUUGUUGACAGGC
Dunckerocampus dactyliophorus (ringed pipefish) is the source of this 10635-nucleotide messenger RNA. RefSeq names its product tigger transposable element-derived protein 1-like. The record is from RefSeq and is a predicted model, not a curated record. Bases 673 to 2493 code for a protein of 606 amino acids. Gene Ontology annotation, cellular component: nucleus. The transcript is spliced from 3 exons. Gene Ontology annotation, molecular function: DNA binding. NCBI's taxonomy places the organism in Eukaryota, Metazoa, Chordata, Actinopteri, Syngnathiformes, Syngnathidae.